AUGAGAGCAGCUUUUGAGCCCAGUGAGACCAAGUUAUUGACAUCAACCCCUACUAGCAAACUAUUGACGGAUUCGCCGGUUUUAGCAACUGCUUUGUCGCAGAUAUUUCCAUACAUUUUAUUAGUCGACGGAAUCCUAGAAACGAUUACAUGGACAAACGAAGACCACUAUCGCAACUUCUUGAUUUUGACGGUGUAUUCGUGUGUUGUGAUGUAUUGGAGCAUGGUUAGCCAUUUUUUGCUUCCCUUGAUAUUAGCAUUGACAUUUGCCAGUGUUGUUUGGCUGAUCAGCUCAAUUGUCUAUGAUUCCAAGUACGAUGAGAAGCCAACGAUAGAGGAGGUGUUGUAUACCUUGCACAACAUCACGAUACGUUUUGAAAUGAUUUUCAGGCCGAUUAAAAAAUUCCCAUUCACAAUCUCAAAUUAUACCCGAUUGUUAGUUGUAACGAUAUUGUUAUCACCCGUGUACUGGUUUUUGGUAAAAACAGUGAUUCCACCGCAAAAGUUCUUAUGGUAUUCUGGGAUAUUUGCGUUGACGUUUCACAGCCCUCAUGCGUACGCAAUCAGACAAUUGCUUUGGAGAUCGAUAUAUCUCAGGCUUGUUGUUGUUUACAUUACUGGGUUGGAUGUCAAAGUGACGAAGAAGUAUGAUCCUAGUGAAUACCAAGAAGUGUCAAGAGUACAAACACCAGCAACCAGUGACGCUGAAGGUGACGGGACGAUUGCAACACCCACAUUAUCCAAUUUCAAAAUAUUGAAAAAGAAGAUGGUGUCACCUACGCAACUAAAACAAACUGUUGUGUUUGAGAUUUUGGAAAACGAAAGACGAUGGAUCGGUUUAGGUUGGUCCUCUUUGCUAUAUCCUAGCGAGAGAUCCAACUUCUGUUAUGCGAAUACACUUCAACCAGCACCUCCAAUAACCAUCCACAAGGAAGACUUCCCCUUCCCCAUUUAUGAAAAUGAUAUUUAUUCGUAUCAAUGGGAAUGGCUCGAUAAGGAUUGGAAGUUGGACACCGAGUUUAAUAAAUCGAAAUCUCAAGAUGGCUGGGUGUAUUUUGACACCAAGUGGGAAAAUCCUCGAUACAGAGAUGGGUUUAGUAAAUUCACGAGAUCUAGGAAAUGGACUAGAACUGCGACUUUGAUGAUUGAUAAGCAAAGUACCGUUUAUGAUGAGUGA
Lodderomyces theae is the source of this 1176-nucleotide messenger RNA. RefSeq lists its product as uncharacterized. Gene Ontology annotation, cellular component: peroxisomal membrane. The record is from RefSeq and is a predicted model, not a curated record. Gene Ontology annotation, biological process: peroxisome organization. The coding region runs from base 1 to 1176 and encodes 391 amino acids. The transcript has a single exon. Lineage: Eukaryota; Fungi; Ascomycota; Pichiomycetes; Serinales; Debaryomycetaceae.